UAUCACGUACAAACUCACCAAUUCGACCACAGUCACCACAGAUCUUCUUCCUUCCCGAGACGCCAGGAAACGCCGGGAGAAAGCAUGGGUUCUCUGGGAGCAGCAGGUAAGCCGCACGCCGUGUGCAUGCCGUACCCGGCGCAGGGGCACAUCACCCCGAUGCUGAACGUGGCGAAGCUGCUCCACGCCCGCGGCUUCGACGUCACGUUCGUGAACACCGAGUACAACCACGCCCGCCUCGUCCGCACCCGCGGCGAGGCCGCGGUGGCGGGCGCGCCGGGCUUCCGGUUCGCCACCAUCCCCGACGGCCUGCCGCCGUCGGACGACGACGACGUCACGCAGGACAUCCCGUCGCUGUGCCGCUCCACCAAGGAGACCUGCCUUGCCCCCUUCCGCCGCCUCCUCGCCCAGCUGAAUGACCCCGCCACGGGCCACCCGCCCGUCACCUGCGUCGUCUCCGACGUCGUCAUGGGUUUCUCCAUGGCUGCCGCCAAGGAGCUCGGCCUCCCCUACGUCCAGCUCUGGACAGCCAGCUCCAUCAGCUAUCUCGGAUACCGUCACUACCGCCUCCUCAUGGAACGUGGCCUUGCCCCACUCAAAGAUGUCGAUCAGCUGACGAAUGGAUACCUUGACACGCCGGUGGAAGACGUGCCGGGGCUGAGGAACAUGAGGAUCAAGGACUUCCCGAGCUUCAUACACACGACGAACCCGGAGGAGUACAUGGUAGGCUACGUCAUCGAGGAGACGGAGCGCUGCAAGGAUGCCUCGGCCAUCAUCGUCAACUCCUUCGGCGACCUCGAGGGUGAGGCGGUGGCGGCCAUGGAGGCGCUCGGCUUGCCCAAGGUGUACACGCUCGGGCCGCUGCCGCUGGUGGCGCGCAAGGACCCGCCCUCGCCGCGGCGCUCGUCCAUCAGGCUCAGCCUGUGGAAGGAGCAGGAGGAGUGCCUUCAGUGGCUCGACGGCAAGGAGGCUGGCUCCGUCGUGUACGUCAACUUCGGCAGCAUCACCGUCAUGACCAACGAGCAGCUGGUGGAGUUCGCGUGGGGGCUGGCCAACAGCGGCAGGGAGUUCCUGUGGAUCGUCCGGCGCGACCUCGUCAAGGGCGACACGGCCGUGCUGCCGCCGGAGUUCCUGGCCGAGACGGCGGAGCGCGGCCUCAUGGCGUCCUGGUGCCCGCAGCAGGACGUGCUGAACCACCCCGCCGUGGGCGCGUUCCUGACGCACAGCGGCUGGAACUCGACGCUGGAGAGCUUGGCCGCCGGCGUGCCCGUCAUCAGCUGGCCAUUCUUCGCCGACCAGCAGACGAACUGCCGGUACCAGUGCAACGAGUGGGGCGUCGGCAUGGAGAUCGACAGCAACGUCAAGCGCGGCGCCGUCGCGUGCCUCAUCGCUGAGCUCAUGGAAGGUCAGAAGGGGAAGGAGAUGAGGAGGAAGGCGGAGGAGUGGAGGGAGAAGGCGAUCAGGGCGGCUAAGCCCGGCGGCUCGUCUCACCGCAACUUCGAAGAGCUGGUCCGCCACGUGCUCCUGGCCAAAGAGUCGUAGCUCCUCGCGUAUGAUUUCCUUUGCGCUAGUGUCGUUGUCAUGAGUGAUAAGCCAUGAGGUGAUCAGUGUUGUAUUGUGUAUUUGUGGCUACUGGCCUACUGCCUAUAUAUACUGGAUGGUGCAAUAUCACCCUGUUUGAUUUACAUUGUUCAGCCUAUUAUUGUAAUGGAUUAUCUACUCAUUAUUUUGAUAAAUUUAGA
Molecule: messenger RNA, 1742 nt
Organism: Oryza sativa Japonica Group (Japanese rice)
Lineage: Eukaryota; Viridiplantae; Streptophyta; Magnoliopsida; Poales; Poaceae
Product: 7-deoxyloganetin glucosyltransferase
Molecular function (GO): quercetin 7-O-glucosyltransferase activity; quercetin 3-O-glucosyltransferase activity
Source: RefSeq, a predicted model, not a curated record